UGGCGGCGGUGGCGGCGAUGGCGGAGCUGCGCGCGGCGGCCGCGGGUCCCGGCCCGGCGGCGCUGCCCGGCCCCAUGGCACUGCCAGUGGGGCCUGGCACGGCCCCUGCCUUGCCCUCACCGGCGGCGGCGGGCGGCGGGGCGGGCCCGGGGGCGGGCCCGGCGGCAGCGGCGGCGGCGGCGGCAGGGGGCGGCGGCGGCGGUGGCGGCGGUGGCGCCGGGGCGGGCGGCGCUGGGGCCGGUUCGGCCCGCGAGGGCUGGCUCUUCAAGUGGACCAACUACAUCAAGGGCUACCAGCGCCGCUGGUUCGUGCUCAGCAACGGCCUCCUCAGCUAUUACCGCUCCAAGGCGGAGAUGCGGCACACCUGCCGCGGCACCAUCAACCUGGCCACGGCCAACAUCACCGUGGAGGACUCCUGCAACUUCAUCAUCUCCAAUGGCGGGGCCCAGACCUACCACCUGAAGGCCAGCUCGGAGGUGGAGCGGCAGCGCUGGGUCACUGCGCUGGAGCUGGCCAAGGCCAAAGCUGUCAAGAUGCUGGAGGAGUCAGAUGACUCCGGCGACGAGUCGGUGUCACAGACGGACAAGACGGAGCUGCAGAGUACACUGCGCACCCUGUCCAGCAAGGUGGAGGAUCUGAGUACCUGCAAUGACCUGAUCGCCAAGCACGGCACGGCCCUGCAGCGCUCCCUUAGCGAGCUGGAGACCCUCCGGCUGCCAGCCGAGAGCACUGAGAAGAUUAAGCAGGUGAACGAGCGAGCCACCCUCUUCCGCAUCACCUCCAAUGCCAUGAUCAACGCCUGCCGGGAUUUUUUGAUGCUGGCCCAGACCCACAGCAAGAAGUGGCAGAAAUCGCUGCAGCAUGAACGGGACCAGCGUAUCCGACUGGAGGAGACACUGGAGCAGCUGGCCAAGCAGCACAACCACCUGGAGAGGGCCUUCCGUGGUGCCACCGUCCUGCCUGCUGGUGCAUCUGGCACCGGUGGCUCUGCCAAAGAUCCAUGCUGUCCUGCGAAAGGAGACUUGAGUGAUGAGGAUGAUGACAACGAGUUCUUUGAUGCCCCAGAGAUCAUCACCAUGCCAGAGAGCAUGGGCCACAAGCGCACCGGCAGCAACAUCAGCGGCACCAGCAGUGACAUCAGCCUGGACGAGCAGUACAAGCACCAGGUAGAGGACACCAAGAAGGAGAAGAGAACCCGCAUCCCCUACAAACCCAACUACAGCCUCAACCUCUGGAGCAUCAUGAAAAACUGCAUCGGGAAGGAGUUGUCCAAGAUCCCUAUGCCUGUGAACUUCAACGAGCCCCUGUCUAUGCUCCAGCGCCUGACAGAGGAUCUGGAGUACCACGAGCUGCUCGACCGGGCAGCCAAGUGUGAGAGCUCGCUGGAGCAACUGUGCUAUGUGGCCGCCUUUACCGUCUCAUCCUACUCCACCACCGUCUUCCGCACCAGCAAACCCUUCAACCCCCUCCUUGGGGAGACCUUUGAGCUGGAUCGCCUGGAGGAGAAUGGCUACCGCUCCCUCUGCGAGCAGGUGAGCCACCACCCGCCAGCUGCUGCCCACCAUGCUGACUCCAAGCACGGUUGGACGCUUCGCCAGGAAAUCAAAAUCACCAGCAAAUUUCGGGGCAAAUACCUCUCCAUCAUGCCUCUGGGUACCAUCCACUGCAUCUUCCACUCUUCUGGCAACCACUACACAUGGAAAAAAGUCACCACCACCGUGCACAACAUCAUCGUGGGCAAGCUCUGGAUAGACCAGUCGGGUGAAAUAGAGAUCGUCAAUCACAAGACGGGUGACAAGUGCAACCUCAAGUUCGUUCCUUACAGCUACUUCUCACGGGAUGUGGCGAGGAAGGUCACUGGGGAGGUGACAGACCCCACGGGGAAGGUUCAUUUUGUCCUGCUGGGCACCUGGGAUGAGAAGAUGGACUGCUACAAGGUGAUGCUGGGUGCUGGGGAAAACGGAGCCGAGGGGCGGCAGAGGGCCCAUGAAGCCGAGGACAGCCGGGUGCUGCUGUGGAAGAGGAACCCGCUCCCGAAGUACGCGGAGAACAUGUACUACUUCUCGGAGCUGGCACUGACGCUUAAUGCCCCGGAGAGCGGCACGGCACCCACCGACAGCCGCUGGCGCCCCGACCAGCGCCUGAUGGAGAACGGCCGCUGGGACGAGGCCAAUGCCGAGAAGCAGCGGCUGGAGGAGAAGCAGCGCAUCUCCCGCAAGAGGCGUGAGGCCGAGGCUGCCAGGGCCACCGAGGAUGGCCCCCCCCACGACCCCUACAAGCCGCUGUGGUUUGAGCGCAAGAAGGACCCGGUCACCCAGGAGCUGGCGCACGUCUACAAGGGUGGCUACUGGGAGAGCAAAGAGAAGCAGGACUGGAGCUUGUGCCCGGACAUUUUCUGAGCCAGCGGGGAGGAGCGGCGGGGAGGGGAAGGCAAAGGCCAGCCGGCUGCCGGGGGCACUUGCCGCAGGCCCCCCACCGUCUGUCUGUCUGUCCGUCUGUCUUAACUGCCCGUCUGUCCCCAUGCGUCGCCGGGAGCGCCGGCUGCGCUCGCCUGCCGGGGUUGCCUUAGCCGAUCCAAACUGACCUUGAUGCCGGGGCAGGGGGCGGGAGCCGGCAUGGCCCCCCCAGUCCACUCCGGCUGGUGGGGGCGGGGGGGCAGGGUAUCCCCUUCAUCCCAUACAGGCGCGCUUGGUCCUGGCCCCCUCCCUGGUGCAGUGGAGAUGGUGCCCUGGGGUUGGGGGGAGCAGCCCCCCGGGGUGGGGGCACAGCUCUCCCAGGGGGGGCAGUCAGUGUGGCCCCCGGGGAGGGCAGGGGCCAGCUCUGCCCGGGCGGUGGGCACAGUGGGGCGAGCCCGAGGCUGGCCUUGGUCUCUUUGCCCCCCCUCCCCCACCCCACCCCCUUUUUUUUUUUUUUUUUUUUUUUCAUUUCCCCUUAUCCCCCACACCCCCAGGCAUAUGGGUGCUCUCUGGGGGGUGGGAGGGCCACACUCCACCCCACAGCCUGUUCUAUAGGUGUAUAUUAUAUAUAUGUAGAGAGCAACUGGGGUUCCCUUCCCCCCUGCCCGCAGCACCCCAGGGGAGCGGGCACCCAGCCAGCCCCCCAGCCCCCCCCAUCCGGGGGUGCCCCAUCCCGGGGUCGUCCCCAGACAUGGGGCUCCCCCGCAAGGUGCCUUCCCUGUAGGUUGUUUAGGGCAGGGGGGGUCCCCGGUUUUGGCGGAGCAGGGCGGGGGUGUCUCCCAUCCCAUCUCCAGGGCGCAGCAGGCCCCUGCACCUCCAGACACUACAGAGGCUGGGAGAUGCGCUGUGGGGGGAGGCAGCGGGGGUCUGUGCACCCCCAAAUCUGCAAAGUGGGGGCGUAUGAUGCCUUUUUUUUUUUUUUUUUUUUUUUUUUUCCUUCUCUCUCUCCAGAAAAAAAAUAA
This is a messenger RNA of Falco peregrinus (peregrine falcon), 3418 nucleotides long. It is a transcript of the gene OSBP, whose product is annotated as oxysterol binding protein. The coding region runs from base 18 to 2399 and encodes 793 amino acids. The transcript is spliced from 14 exons. The record is from RefSeq and is a predicted model, not a curated record. NCBI's taxonomy places the organism in Eukaryota, Metazoa, Chordata, Aves, Falconiformes, Falconidae. Gene Ontology annotation, molecular function: sterol binding. Gene Ontology annotation, cellular component: cytosol; membrane; intracellular membrane-bounded organelle.